AUGUCUAGCGUUUCUGCAACUUUGGAUUCUGUCGCCCCAUCGUCCCCCAUUGUGUUUUUUAUAUCUGUGGUUGUUUGUACGAGUAUUUUGGUCGGGGCAGCCCGAUACUUCACUCGACUGUCUAAAUCUUCUGGCAUAUUAGGCUUACAAGUGAUCACCAAGGUCCAAGAACAAUGCCUUGCGCGCCAGCGGUCGCCUUGCCCUCCUGGGGAGCUAGAAGUCUACAUUGAACCGAAUGGAAGAUGUCACAAGUGGUCAAAAGGCCAAGUUUUCAAGUUAAACAAGAGCUCGACUGUGCUGUCGCCGGCACGAAAUUAA
Colletotrichum truncatum is the source of this 318-nucleotide messenger RNA. NCBI's taxonomy places the organism in Eukaryota, Fungi, Ascomycota, Sordariomycetes, Glomerellales, Glomerellaceae. The record is from RefSeq and is a predicted model, not a curated record.